This is a messenger RNA of Aspergillus fijiensis CBS 313.89, 477 nucleotides long. RefSeq lists its product as uncharacterized. Lineage: Eukaryota; Fungi; Ascomycota; Eurotiomycetes; Eurotiales; Aspergillaceae. The record is from RefSeq and is a predicted model, not a curated record. The transcript has 2 exons. The coding region runs from base 175 to 477 and encodes 100 amino acids.
CUUCGAUCUAGUGCUCGAUGCUGCGAUGCUGUUUUUAUUGGUUCCUAGAUAUAUUCCACUGCGGCUUGGCGGGAUGAGAGUACAGUUGACACUAGUGCUAAUCUUCGGAUCGAUUAAGUGCCACGCGACUUCUUGCCCACCAGCGGUAUCUCUGCUAAUGCAGAUAGUGUCAUCAUGAGCGGUGUAGUUCGUGUUGUAUAUGGAUGCGAGACGGGUGACUUUCUUGGCGAUUACGGCCAUGUUACUCAAUGGUCCGUCAUGCAGCUCGGCUUUGCUGUUAUGUGCACCUGCAUGCCUUGUUUCCAUACCGGAUUGCCAGUCGACGAAGCAAAUGGUGGCGACAGGCUUGUGUGGCUUGUAUUUCGAAUCCCGGAGCAACCUAAUGGUGUCAGGAUGCCAAGUCAAUCUCAAACGCCUAACGUGCCAUUGACGACCGUCCCUCAAGAACAAGCUUCAUGUGAGCAACAUGACAAAUAG